CAAGCGGCCGCACCCAGGCUGUCACCCCCGCUCCAGACCGUCCCCCCCGCGGUGGUCCCGCCCAGCAGCCGCUUCUCCUCAGCGCCGUCCGGUGCUUCUGCCCGGUGCUUCUGCCCGGCGCUUCCGCCCGGCACGCAGCGGCGGCGGACUGUGGGCGGAAGGAACGCAGCAGAGCGGGCGGUGGUAGAGGCCGAGGCCUGAGGCAGGGUCUCGGCGGCGAGCAGCGGGGCAGGCCCGGCCCGGCCACCGUGAGGACCGAGGGCCAAGGACGCUGCCUUCGUGAGGCCGUCACUGUGGCCGCUUCCUCCGCCAGCCAUGUCGGCCUUCCCGAGGAGCUAUAACCCCUUUGCUGAGGAAGAGGAGGAAGAGACGACGGCCGUGCGCGGUGGGGAGGCGGUCGGCGGCGGCGGUCGGCAGCUGUACCUGCAGCAGGAGGUGCUGCGCCGCUCCGCCGCCGCCGCCGACAGCACCACCCGAUCCCUCUCGCUCCUCUACGAGUCGGAGCGGGUCGGGGUGGCCGCCUCUGAGGAGCUUGUACGCCAAGGGGAGGCCCUGAAGCGCACAGAACACAUGGUGGAUAAAAUGGACCAGGACUUGAAGACCAGUCAAAGGCACAUAAAUAGCAUUAAAAGCGUUUGGGGGGGCUUGGUGAACUACUUCAAAGCCAAACCUCCAGAGAGCAAGCCAGAGCAAAAUGGAACCUCUGAAUAUUAUACUAACAGUAGAUUAAAAGAAGCAAUGAUGUCUAGUAAAGAACAAGAGUCAAAAUACCAGGAGAGUCAUCCAAAUUUAAGGAAGCUGGAUAAUUCAGACAGUGAUUUCAGCAAAGCAGAUUUAGUUUCUUCAGUGCAAAGGGAUUCCUAUCCAAAGAACCAACACCUGCGAGCUUACCACCAGAAAAUUGAUAACAACUUAGAUGAGAUGUCUUCUGGGUUGAGUCGCCUGAAAAACCUAGCUCUUGGUCUGCAAACAGAAAUAGACGAGCAAGAUGAUAUGCUGGAUCGCCUAACAAAAAAAGUAGAGACACUGGACAUCAAUAUUAAAAGCACUGAUAAAAAAGUCCGACAACUCUAAAGAAUUUUUAGAAAUUUUUUUAUCGUGCGUCAAUUCUUCUUGGAUACCUUAUCUCAACUAUUCUCUUAAAAAAAAAAAUCUUGGACAGUAUCUGUUUCUCUUUUUUCUGUUAUGUUAUCAAUUUUGUUGUCAUUAAAAUUGCAUAAUCUUAAAUGCAGCAUAAUACCUUAAAUUCCUUCUUACAGUACGUGGGAAAAGUGCACGUUGAGUGAAAUCCCUCAGCGCUUGGUAAGUGCUUUUGUGCUGGGUACCCUGCUCAAUUGUAUGACUGUGUGUCGUGUGUGUGCAGGAAUUUGCCAUCUACAAAGCUUCAGUGUCCUUGGCCCAGGAGCUGUGAUGAGAAAAGUAACUGUGUUUUGCCUCUGCUUUGGAGAGGGGACAAGGGAACAGAAUGUGCUGCUUUGUUUAGAACAAAUGUCUCUAAUUCUGUUUACCUAAAGCUAUUUUAAAUUUAAAAAAAAAUGCUGAAUUUCAGCUGUAAAAAUAAUUCAAAGUGACUGUUCUCUGGCAUUUCUGGGCUUAAGGAACGAGCUGUUCUGCGGAAGUUGUAAAGUAUCGCAGAUGUCAUGCAGUAAUGAUAAUAUUCUGUGCGUGUUCCCUUUCCUACGAUGACUUUUGCCAAAUGGUGGAACCAUGAACUGUGGUUCUGCAAUUUGGGUCAGUAAAUGCUAUCACCUUUAUUUUCAGUAAAGAUCUCUAAGGGCAUCUUACGUUCUGCAAGAAAUACUGAUUGACAGUGACUGAAAAAGCUUGGGUAACAAAAUUAGGAUUUAAGCAUGUGCUCUUAGAGAUUCUUUUGUAGAAAUUGUCACCAUCUGUUGUUUUUAUUGUCUGCUCUUUCUCAGCUUAUUCAGUUAGGUGGUUAUUUGAAAAAUAGCUCCCAUGUAAUGGUCUGAUAUUGCACAGAUUAUAUAAAGAUCAUUCUUUAUUGUAACAUUUCAAAUGUGGUUAACGAUUGAACAGAUGCUGUGUUUUCCUAGGUAAUAUGACUGUUUUUAAGAAACUCAGCGAUGGUUCACAUAUUUCUGCGUAGGCUUAGCAGGUAUGAAAAGUUCCUGCAAAUGAAGAGAAGCUCAGAAACAUUUUUGAGUCUUCCAGAUACGAGUUGAGCCUUCCAAUUUGUUUUAUUCUGUUGUAAGUAUCACUGUAGAUAAAAUAAUUCAGUUCCAGCCUGAAGACAUUACAAUGAGAACUUGCUGUCUGUCUUGGAAACAAGUAAGUUAUUUCAGUUUGGAGGGGUCAAGGGACCUGUGUCAGUGUUGCAACAAUCACUGUCACAAAUAACAGCAAGUGCCUAAAAAGAGUUACAUUUUUGAGCUGAUGCCACUUUAUCUUAUGAAUGAAAGGAAGACCUUGGUGUUUAGGGCUAUCAAGCUUGUAUCCUUCAUGAACAUCACAUUCAUGCCCUCCCCUUUUUUUCCAAGGGAUUUGUUACCUUGAGCUUACUUGCUACAAAGUCCACCGAAUUGUUAAGGAGGUAAAAGAGAACUUGAGCCUUUCCUCUUUAACUGUGUUUCCUGAAAGUUCACAUGUAAAAAAAUAAAUCACUAAAAAAUCUAUGCAUCUUGGACAUAGUAUUAUAGAGAAAAAAUAUUUCUGGGAUUACUACUGAAAUAGAAUUAAUUUAAGGUGAGCCGUUGUUUCCCCUUAUGUGACUUAGCCUUUGUUUCCCCUUUUGUUGGGAUAUCAUUGAUUUCAGUUCCUAAAUAAAGUGUUUUGCAGGGACAUAAAACUUCAAGAGCUAUUGAGUACCUCUAAUUGCUUUUUAAUCUUCAGUUUGUGUCACUUAUGCUCAUUUAGAACCAUAAGAGCCUUAUUAAUAUCAAUGUAUCCUCGUAACAUCAAUGUAUUAUCUAACUUUUUGGGUACAUACUGUGACUAAUUCUCUCUUACUGUUAGAAUAUUUAUGAAUUAUAUGAUUUGAUGUCUCAAGGUGGCUGAUACAUUUAUUUAUUAAAUGAUACAAUCAUUAGUUUUCAAAGUGUUAAGUACCUCAAUGAAGGAAAAUUGAAAUUUUAAUUAUACCACAUUUAGUUUCUUAUUUGACUUUCUCCUUUUAAUAAAAAGGGUGAAAAGGCUUGUAUUUUUUUCUAUCCCAAUGCUGGCUAACAGAAACACUUUCAUCUUAGGAUGUAUAAAUUCUCUCCAGAAUACCAAAAUUGCAUCGUAAUUAAUAACACUUAUUUUAGUCUGAAGUCUUCUUUUACCUCUAUGCAACUAUUUCACAACAACGUUUUUUCCAAAGUAAGGCUCUGGUAAUUAGGAUGUGUGCUGAGGCUUUCACCACUAACUUAUGGCUAAUGGAGGAAAAUGUAGCUGGAAGAUCUAAUUGUGUGAUAUGUAAUAAGAAAUGUGAAGCUUGAAUGUGAACAAAAAUUUUUGUUGGCUUAAGCAUGAAGUCUAUUGCCUUUCUGAUGUAAGUUAUUCCUUUUUUUUUUUUUUUUUUUGCCUAAACUAUUUCAGAAAGCAAACUUAAGUUUUUGGUUGACUGUUUAGUUAGAUUAGCCUAAUGGAAAGUUUACCGCGUCCUGAAUAUCUUUGAUGCCUUUAAAAACACAGGCAGGGAAGGGGAAUUUAAAAAAAAAAUAAAUCACUGUUUCUGCUUUGAGAACCUCGUGAUUCAGGCAGACUAGAAAACCAGGAUCUCAGCCAUGUGGAAGUUAUACAGAGAUCUGACUUAUCUUUUCUAACAGUGCUGUUCACUGUCUCAGUAACGCGCGUCUUUGUUUGCAUAGGCUUUCCUGCUCUAUGUAUUAUUUUUGGUUUGGUUUUUUUAAUGGCCUUGUUUUAAAGGAUUAUUUCCCACAUCGGAUUUCUUGGGGGUGGAAGGAGGGGAGAAGAUCAUGCAUGGGUAUGAAUGAAUUUCUGCUACAAACUGAAUUCCAUUUCUCAGCUUUCAUACAGAUGCUUUAUACUGAUAACUUAAGUCCAACUGACAUGAGGACACAACAUGAUUUUGUAAGAGUGGUGAAAUUUUUUUGCGUGUUAGGAUAACUUUCCAUCCCGCAGAAAGGGGAAAUUUAAAGGCAAAAAAAACCACACAUGAUUUUUGCCUUUCCAGGAAAUGUCAUUUUGUACGUGUUAUGAAAGACUUACUUCAGUAGCUUUUCUUACUAUGUCCUGAGCUAGAGUUUUAUUUCUUCUUUGAAACUGGUGAAAAACUUACCUUAUGUAGGGUGUAGGACUUUCAGAAGAAAUGUAAUUUACACUCAAGCACUACUUUGAUAAGUUAAAUGAUUUUGCAUAAAUACUCAUGUUGGCAUAGAAAUUGGUGUCCUUGCAGCAAAAUAGUUCUAGUUAACUAAUUUUAUUCCUGUUGGCUUGAGUAGAAGUUUAAUUAAAAAAAAGUUCUCUUUCUAGAAGGUGAUUUUCUUGCUUCUCAAAAAGUUUGCUAAUAAAUUUUGAAGAAGUUUUAAACACUGGGAAAUAACACACCCUUCAUAACAUAGAUAUGAGAAGGCAUACUCUAAAAGCAGCAAGGGAAAAAACAAAAGUGGGAAUAACCAGUGUCUGAUUACUAGAUUCCUAGGUGUACUUGAUUUUUAAAUUUCCUGAGCAUUGAAUUAAAUAUCUGUAACAAGUGAUGCAUAGCUGGAUUUUAGGCUGUACUGCAAAGAUUUGUUGCUGUGCUGAACACUCUUGGCUUACUGAAAUUGUUGGGACACUAUAUGGUGUCAGGGAUUUUUGUUAAUGUGUGAAAUUUAUCUGAAAUAUUUUGCUGCCUCAUAGUUUUUGUGAAGUGUGAUGUAACUUGUUAUAUCGUGAAAUAGAAUAUACUUUCCAACCACUCAGCCUUCUGAACAAACAGAUUUUUGUAGGCAUUUUUAUAAGCAUAACAUAUGGAUGUUAUGUGUUAAUUUUGAAUUUGAAAUAUAUGGGACUUAAUUUUCAAAAUCACAGGUAGCGAUUAUCUUUGUCUACGGCUUUUUAAGUGGUACUUUAAUUGUGUGCCACUCUGGUAUAACAUUUUUUAUACAAGUCAAAUGGAAAUAUCUAUCUCUUGUUUAAAUGCUAAACUGGACUAUAGUUCAGAAGUUUAGGACAUUGAAUGAAAUUAAUGUUGAAUGGUAAGACGGUCAAUAAAGGUGCUUAUUGUUAAUGGA
Molecule: messenger RNA, 5177 nt
Organism: Calidris pugnax (ruff)
Lineage: Eukaryota; Metazoa; Chordata; Aves; Charadriiformes; Scolopacidae
Gene: SNAP29
Product: synaptosome associated protein 29kDa
Exons: 5
Coding region: 316-1074 (252 amino acids)
Biological process (GO): synaptic vesicle fusion to presynaptic active zone membrane; synaptic vesicle priming; exocytosis
Cellular component (GO): SNARE complex; plasma membrane
Molecular function (GO): SNAP receptor activity; syntaxin binding
Source: RefSeq, a predicted model, not a curated record